This is a messenger RNA of Ornithorhynchus anatinus (platypus), 4617 nucleotides long. It is a transcript of the gene HDAC9, whose product is annotated as histone deacetylase 9. Gene Ontology annotation, biological process: chromatin organization. The coding region runs from base 429 to 2291 and encodes 620 amino acids. The record is from RefSeq and is a predicted model, not a curated record. Gene Ontology annotation, molecular function: histone deacetylase activity. The transcript is spliced from 13 exons. Gene Ontology annotation, cellular component: histone deacetylase complex. NCBI's taxonomy places the organism in Eukaryota, Metazoa, Chordata, Mammalia, Monotremata, Ornithorhynchidae.
UGCAUGCGUGUCUGCCUGCCUGCAUGUCUGCCCGCCUGCAGGCCUGCACCUCCUGGUGAGGGGAGGGAAGGGGUUACUGGGUUUGGAGGCCUCGCCGUGGUGGAGAAUUGCGGUUUGGAGAGACAGAGACUGGACAGCUGUGCUUGCCUUGGUAUUUUGAAAUGCAUUAACGCAGGCUCCAAUCGCCAUGCUUGACCUAUUUUGGGCUCAAGCCGCCCAUUGUUCUAUUUCUGUUGCCUGCGGGCCACCGUGUUGUUGAUUCAUAUGCAAAUGGAUUAGCAGUGGCUUUAGCCAACUUUAGCUGAGACUGAAAGGAGGGGGGAGAGAGAGAGGCUACGAGGGAGGAGGACGAGGCACCAGCAGAGAAACCACUUGUCGAGGCUGAAGAUGGGGUGUCCGGACGGGAGCAGCUCCUGGCUCCAAAGAGGAUGCACAGUAUGAUCAGCCCAGUGGAUGUAAAGUCAGAGGUGCCUGUGGGAUUGGAGCCUAUCACGCCAUUAGACUUACGGACAGACCUUAGAAUGAUGAUGCCCAUGGUGGACCCAGUCAUAAGAGAGAAACAGCUGCAACAGGAGUUACUUCUGAUCCAGCAGCAGCAGCAAAUUCAGAAGCAACUUCUGAUAGCGGAGUUCCAGAAACAGCACGAGAAUCUAACUCGACAACAUCAGGCCCAACUUCAGGAACAUAUAAAGUUGCAACAGGAACUUCUUGCCAUUAAACAACAGCAAGAACUCCUAGAAAAGGAGCAGAAAUUGGAGCAACAGAGACAAGAACAAGAGGUGGAGAGACAUCACCGGGAACAGCAGCUUCCUCCUCUCAGAGGCAAAGAAAGAGGCCGAGAAAGGGCAGUAGCAAGUACAGAAGUGAAGCAGAAGCUUCAAGAGUUCCUGUUGAGUAAAUCUGCAACAAAAGACUCUCCAACUAAAGGAAAGAAUCAUUCCAUGAGCCGCCACCCCAAACUCUGGUACACGACUGCCCACCAUACCUCACUGGAUCAAAGCUCACCACCUCUGAGUGGAACCUCUCCAUCCUACAAAUACACCUUACCAGGGGCCCAGGAUGCCAAUGAUGACUUUCCUCUUCGAAAAACCGCCUCCGAGCCCAACUUGAAGGUGCGCUCCAGAUUAAAACAGAAAGUGGCAGAAAGGAGAAGCAGUCCCCUACUCAGGCGAAAGGAUGGAAAUGUCAUCACUUCAUUCAAAAAACGAGUGUUUGAGGUGACAGAAUCCUCUGUCAGUAGCAGCUCUCCAGCAUCUGGGCCCAGUUCACCAAGCAAUGGUCCUACUGGAAAUGUAACAGAAAACGAAGCAUCAGUUUUGCCGUCAACUCCUCACGCUGAGAGAGAGAGAGAAAGAGAGAGAGAGAGAGAAGCUAAAGGACUGCCUCCACAAGUUGAUUAUUCCAUUUUUGAGAAUAAGCCAAUGAUUUCACAACAGCGUAUUCUGAUUCAUGAAGAAUCCAUGAACCUGCUGAGCCUAUACACCUCCCCUUCUUUGCCUAAUAUUACUUUGGGACUUCCUGCAGUCCCCUCCCAGCUCAAUGCCUCCUCUACACUCAAAGAGAAACAGAAGAGCGAGUCCCAGACAUUGAGGCAAGGAGUGACCCUUCCGGGGCAGUAUGGUGGAGGGACCUCAGCUUCCACUGGCCACUCCCAUGCUGCUUUGGAGGGAAAACCCAAUAGCAGCCACCAGGCUCUCCUGCAGCACUUGUUGCUUAAAGAGCAAAUGAGGCAGCAAAAGCUUCUUGUGUCAGGUGGUGUUCCCCUCCAUCCUCAGUCUCCCCUGGCAACGAAGGAGAGGGUCUCACCCGGCAUUCGCACAGCUCACAAGUUGCCCCGCCACAGGCCGUUAAACCGAACCCAGUCUGCCCCUUUGCCUCAGAGCACGUUGGCGCAGCUGGUCAUUCAGCAACAACACCAACAGUUCUUGGAGAAGCAGAAGCAGUACCAGCAGCAGAUCCACAUGAACAAAAUCCUUUCGAAGUCUAUCGAGCAACUCAAACAACCGGGCAGUCAUCUAGAGGAAGCCGAAGAAGAGCUGCAUGGAGAUCAUCCUAUGCUGGAAGACCGAGCUCCCUCUAGUGACCACAGCAUUAGGAACGAAGGCAUCGGAGCCGAUGCGGACGAGAGACUCGGAUACCCAGCAGGGACCGUGAAAGUCAAGGAGGAACCGCUAGACAGUGCCGACGAUGCUCAGGCCCAGCAAACGGAAUCUGGGGAGCAGGCUGCUUUUAUGCCACAGGUAAUAGGAAAAGAUUUAGCACCAGGAUUUGUAAUCAAAGUCAUCAUCUGAGCAUCCGAAGCAUCUCUAGACCCGGGGAAGAGACUCUCGCUCCCUAUCAGUUUGUGGGUUUAGGUCAUUUCGUUUCCCACGGGCUCGGAAUCUCCCUGAGGCGGGUGGUUUUCCGGAGGCACGUUCUAAACCUAGCCGGGCUCAUCUGAAAGGCCACUGAUGGGAAAAUCCCCACCUGUUGCACUAAAAUCGGGUUCUAGAAAUCUCGGGUUCACGAUAUAAACUAUCUUAGCCCUGGACUCAGUCACAUCAGUUACUUCUGGAAAAAAGGAAUUUACCGUUGGCGUUCACUCGUCUGUUCAGAUCCGGGAUCGCUGGACGUGUAGAUUCCAGGUCCGAUCAGUGAAACCCUCUCUAUCAAUUUUUGAUUUUUCUGACACGUCCUGACUUUGAUUUUCACCUCUCUGUAUAUAGUGUAUCAUACUGCAGUCUUGAACACUGUUAAAGGAAGUCCUUUUUUCCCUUUUUUUGUUGUUGUUGUUUUCAUUUAGUAGAAAGGUACUGGAUGAAUACCAGUGGUCCGAGAUUUGGGGUAGAUUAUAAUUGAUCGCCGUUGGGAAUUCAGGUGGGUGUAAAAAGUCAAUCCAAGGCCAGGCACUAUUUUCCAAAGUGCACUGUCUCUCUCACUGCACUGCUGAGAUUAUUUUUAUUAGGUGUUAUUUGAUGAUGUUGUCUGUAGUAGAGACAAGAUCAAAUGAAGCAGAUGCAGAUAUUGGCAAGGAAUGAUAUGCAGCAUUCUGUUCCAAUCAGAUAUUACGCUAUAUCUGUUACUGCUGUAAAACAGGACAGUAUCGUUCUUAACUGAUAUUCACUCAUGUAUUUAUUUUAGGAAGAAAAAGUUCUAUGAUCAUGAUGACUCUGGUUUCAUCAUUUCCACCCUGCUAAGGAAUGCAUCAUGCCACCAUGGCAAAUGGAAAUGCAGAAUUGUGAAAGUGUUCUAAAAUGAGGAAAUUCAGGACUAAGAGAAAUGCACUUGUACAUUGGGCAUCUUCAUCAGGAUAGCGGUCUCUGAGACUCUAAAACCUGAAUGAGUCUGAGUUGCAGGGGAAGAUGCUGUUUACUUAAGUCCAUUCUGUAUCAGGUUCCUGCUGUUCUCUGAAAGAAAAGUGAUUCUAUAAGACUGCACAGGAAAUGCUUUAUGGAAACAGGAAGUCCAAGUGAUUCAUGUCCUGAGGAAUGUAGGAAAAAAAACGGAGGAGAGUGUUUUACUCUGUUUUUAAAGGGCACUCUAUGAAUCGAUUUAUUGUCUAAGAAAAUAAUGCAAGUAGGGAAAUGGUUGAGGAAGCUUUUCAGCGAAAUAUUUCCUUCAUUUUCUCUCUUGAUAUGUUUACCUUGUUUUAUAGGUUUACUUUUGUUAAGCUAGUUAAAGGUUCAUUGUAUUAAGCCCCCUUUAAUGUGGAUAAUCCCAAACUGACCAGGAACUCUUGUCAGUUCUUUCUAUUGAAAUAUUUAUAUUUCUAAAUCCAAGGUAUUUUAAGGUGCAGUAUCCUGUUUCAAAAAAAGAUAGCUGCUUUGCCAAAUGUAAGUGUUGUUCUAAUGUAUGUUGUUAGCAUGUGUUGUUUACAUUUUGCUCAGACAUUUAAAAAUAUUUAAAAUGUGGCAACUGAUAAAGAUACAUUAUCCUUUUUCUUAAAAAAAAAAAGGCUUCAUUCAAAUUUAAACAAAACAGAAGCUAGAAAAUUGAGCCCUUUGUCUUAUCUAUGUAAAAGAGGCCUUCUGAAAGUGUUAUUUACAUGUCAUUACUGAAACAGUUUGGGUAAUUAUACUAAGAGGAAGACUUGCCUGUUUUUCCUGCAGGGAGAGAAGUCUUGCAUUCAAAAUUGUGAAGCAUCAACAGAUGAGUGCAUGUUGUUCCGUCCUGUAUAUGUUUUCUUCGAAGCUUCCGUUUAUUCUCAGAAAAAGGGAUAGUGCAUCUUUAAAAAUACAUUUCAUUUGGGGAGGGCGCUAUUGGCAAGCAGACUUUUGUAUAAUAUGACUUCAAAGGUGUGUAACCACAAACCACAAAAAAAUAUUUUUUAUAACGUCAUUUGGAAAAGCUUCAUCAGUACAGUCAGUAGACUUUAAUUUUGUUCGCAUUCGGUAGUCUCUGAAUUUAAUCAAGAAGAUACUUGGACCAGUGCAAAGAAAUACUGGACUUCAAUCAUAUUUCUAACCGGUAAUUGUCUCUUACAUUUAAUGAAAAACAUCUACUGUAUUUAUUAUAAUUUCCAUCCUAAGUGGUGGUAUCUUGUUUUGUGUUGUAAAUAUAUUCUGUUUGUAUGUUCCCUUUUUUGCCUUCUGUUAUAAGUCUAUUCCUUUCUCAAAUAAAGUUUUUUUUUUAAAGGAA